Messenger RNA from Rhodamnia argentea, 375 nucleotides. Its product is annotated as Golgi apparatus membrane protein-like protein ECHIDNA. NCBI's taxonomy places the organism in Eukaryota, Viridiplantae, Streptophyta, Magnoliopsida, Myrtales, Myrtaceae. Bases 16 to 375 code for a protein of 119 amino acids. The record is from RefSeq and is a predicted model, not a curated record. Gene Ontology annotation, cellular component: Golgi membrane. The transcript has 4 exons. Gene Ontology annotation, biological process: vesicle-mediated transport; protein secretion.
UAAAGAGCAUUGCGAAUGAUGCCUGUAGUAGAGAACUACGCCAACCCAAAGACAUGUUUCUUUCACGUUAUUUUCAAGGCUGCUGCUUUGUCAUUUUACAUAUUAUCUGCUCUCUUCUUCGAUAAUUUUGUCAUCAUUUUUGUGGUGACGGUCUUCCUUGCUGCUCUAGACUUUUGGGUUGUGAAAAAUGUGAGCGGGCGUAUCUUAGUGGGUUUGAGGUGGUGGAAUGAGAUAGAUGAUAAUGGUGAGAGUGUUUGGAGAUUUGAAUGCCUUGACCAGGAGUCAUUGGCGCGGAUGAAUAAGAAAGAUUCGUGGUUGUUCUGGUGGACUCUUUACCUUACAGUAAGUUCACAUGUCAUGACUCGUGCUCGUUGA